Messenger RNA from Uncinocarpus reesii 1704, 351 nucleotides. RefSeq lists its product as uncharacterized. The transcript is spliced from 2 exons. Lineage: Eukaryota; Fungi; Ascomycota; Eurotiomycetes; Onygenales; Onygenaceae. Bases 1 to 351 code for a protein of 116 amino acids. The record is from RefSeq and is a predicted model, not a curated record.
AUGGCGUCGGCGUCCUUUCGCGACUCUAUGAAUUCUCUGGGCUGGUCCCGGCGCCCGCCAGAGCCACCGGCCACCAACGGGUCGGCCUCAACUCCUGUACUUUCGACACUACAAUCGCUAAACCCAUUCGCGAGCCGUGGCUAUGUCCAGCUACCCGAAGGCUCCUCUGCGCCGUUACCAGCUCCCACAAGGCGCGAGGAGGAGGAGGGGUGGUUUGCUUUGAGUCGAUGGGACCGCAUGCUAAUCUUUGCGGGAUUCAAUAUUGGCGCCCUUGUCUGCUUUGCGAUUUGCAUGUGUUUUAUCAUCUUUCCUGCGUUGAUGUUCGUUCCACGGAAAUUCGCCAUUCUGUAA